Molecule: messenger RNA, 1493 nt
Organism: Ceraceosorus guamensis
Lineage: Eukaryota; Fungi; Basidiomycota; Exobasidiomycetes; Ceraceosorales; Ceraceosoraceae
Exons: 6
Coding region: 366-1160 (264 amino acids)
Source: RefSeq, a predicted model, not a curated record
GACUGUUACCACUUUCUCUCUCCUUGCCACCGAUUAUGCCAAGGCUGAAUGGACGAUUGCGGUCGCGAAUUCCAGCGGAGCCGAGCAUCUGAAUGCAGUGCGCGGUCCCUGACGCUACAAAUACAAGCGGAAGACCCUUUGCAACCGCGCACCGGCUUCCUAGACGCAGCGACUUUGGCUUCACAUCUUUCACGACUGCCUCGCACUGUUCGACCUUUUUGUCGCUCGCUACUUAUUUUGAGCGCGAGCGCCGCAGGUGGUCUGUGGUGCACUUGCCCCAUUACGAGACAUUGUCCCCUCUGCACGCUCUUCUCGUCCUGUGCCAGUGCUGGUCAUUGUCGUGCACCACAGUAAGCUGAUUCACAAUGACAAUUACUCGCUGCCUGGCAGGGGCAUCCGCCCUCGCGGCGCUACUUGGUCACUCUGUCAGUUCGGCACCGAUCACGGCGCGAAACGCACCUGUGUCAGUUGUCAGCCUUUAUCUCAGGGGAGAACUAGCCGGAGCCAACACGCUCGCCAUGCCACAGUCUAUCGUGGAGGCCGAUGUUCCCAAAACAUUCCUGGGCAAGGCGUAUCACGCGGUAGCCAACAAGCUGAUCAUGGGCAAGCCAACGCCAGAAAUGGCCGGCGUCUACAAGGGGGUGGCGCCGGAAGAUGAAGUACAUCUGACUACGCAAUUUCGACAUCCACAGACUGGGCAGCUCGUGGCAGAAAGCUAUGUCAGGAUGCACAAAGAGACUGGACACAAGUUCUCCAAGACGUACAAUCGCGUACCCGUCACGCCGGCAAAUUGGGAUGACAACAGGAUCACGCACAACGAUAUCCACGUGAACCACACAACGGAGCACAAUGGCAAGUGGCGAGUACAAGAUCACUCCGAUGAGCAAAUCGCAGGGGUUGGAAUGCCCCGGGAGCAUUUCCACGAUCACAUGAUCCCCAACUACGGACCUGUGCGGACAGUCAAGGAAAUGCAGCCAGAUGGUCGGGUGCACACCUCGACCACUACCAAACCUCAUACUCUUUGGAAGCCCAUCGACGGUGGGUGGUACGUGGGGGACAAGAAGAUGACAGAGGCGGAAGCAUUGGCGGAUGAACAGGCUUACUUGGCGGAAAAGAAGGCUGGAAAAGCUCAGAAAAAGAAGUCAGUUGGAAAAGACUGAGAGCAAAUGGAAGGGCAAGUACUGAUGAAGUGAAAGAAGAUUGGGCAAGAUAUUCAGGCACAAUCAAUCGAAUGUUGCUCGAUAGCCACACUCGUCCUACUGAUAAUUGCUAUUCGCACAACAACACAUCCUGGGAGCCUACAAGACUCCUACAAUAUCAGGCUCAGUAUUGGUGCGGACAGGGUCUAUGCUGAGAUUAAAUCAGGUGCACAAAGAUUGGAAAGAGCCCGAGGCAUAUCCAGCUCUCAGAAUUUCGUAAUCGUGAGCAAGAUGAUGCCUGCUCUUCCCUUGUUGGCAGCUCCACUCCAACUCCCUUGAAUCACUGCAAUACAG